CAGAGGAAGUUCAAAGAAAAGGUGUCAAUUCCUCCGUUCUGUUUGGAACAAAACCGAGCCGUUCAAACCAUACAAAUAAGGUAUGCAAAAUCUUCAUUAUAAAAAUCUAGUUUAUUUGAUCAACUCUCAAACGUUUCCCGCCAAGGCAGAAGUAGGAGCUUCAAGAGACAAAAUUGAGCACCAUUUUGUCUUUUGGCAACAUUUUUUCAAGUACAGAGACAGAUAUCAGUUCAGAUCGAAGGUAUUUGGGCACGGUGGCAGCUCAUCUGCUUUUCAGCAGAUGGGUUGAUCUGGUUAACUAUAAUACUAAUUUGAAUGCCUGGGGGUUAACUCCUAAAACUGAAAUUAUAGGCAUAAGUUUGAAUCUCUCUUAAGGGUUUAUCAGAUUAGGGUUUCAGUUGCCAUACCAAUCCUUAGGCCAACCCAAAAGCUAUAGUUUGAAGGUUUUUUUUUUUGGAAUGGGGAGAGGGAAUGGUGACGGUAAACUCAGCAAGAAUGCAGUGGAAACAGUGAGAUGCACUAAUUCGGCGAGGAAAAACAGUACCAAUGCAGAGCCAUUGGAUAAACCAAAGAGUAGUAAGUGCAAAGCAGUUUCGAAGAGUCUGGAUUAUAGAAACACUCUCUGUGAGGAAUGUAGAAAGGGAGAUGGAGAAGAUAAAAUGCUGUUGUGUGAUAAGUGUGAUAAGGGAUAUCACAUGUAUUGCCUUUGUCCUGUCGUUGUUAAGGUUCCUACAGGGAAGUGGAUUUGUACACAAUGCAGUAAACAUGAUAAAGUAAAAGUAAAAGAAUUUCCGUUAGUGCAGACUAAGAUCAUCGACUUCUUUCACAUUCAGAAGCCUGGUCUGGUUGCCUCAUCCAAUGAUUUUCAAAAACCCAAGAAGCGUGGUUCAAAGCUGGUUGUCACUAAAAAGAGGAGAAGGUUGCUACCAUUUGUACCAACUCAAGAUCUGGAUAGAAGGUUGAAGCAGAUGGCAUCUCUUGCAACAGCACUUACAUCUGCAAGGGUGCAGUUCAGUGAUGAACUGACCUAUAUGUGUGGCAUGGCUCCACGGUCUUCUAAUCGGGCUGCAUUGGAAAAGGGUGGGAUGCAGGUGAUGUCAAAAGAAGAUAAAGCUGCCCUUGAUAUCUGUAAAACGAUGACUAGCAGGGGAGAGUGUCCUCCACUACUCGUUGUUUAUGAUUCAAAAGAGGGUUUUACAGUAGAGGCAGAUAGCAAUAUAAAGGACCUCACAAUUAUCACAGAGUACACAGGGGAUGUUGAUUAUUUGUGCAAAAGAGAAAAUGAUGAUGGGGACUGUAUGAUGACUUUGCUCAUGACAGGACAUCGAUCCAAAAACCUUGUUAUUUGCCCUGAUAAACGUGGAAAUAUAGCACGCUUUAUCAAUGGGAUAAACAACCACACACCGACAGGGAAGAAGAAGCAGAACCUAAAGUGUGUGAGAUACAAUGUGGAUGGAGAGUCCAGGGUUUUCCUAAUUGCAAUAAAGGAUAUUGCCAAGGGUGAAAGACUGUAUUAUGACUACAAUGGCUAUGAGAAAGAAUACCCAACAGAACACUUUGUGUAACCUAGGGCCAUUUGGCACAGGCAAAUGAAACGAGAAGAUGAGUUAUUCAAAUAUCAACCGAUGAAAAGUGGCCUGUGAGUGAUGCGGCAAUUUUUUAAAAACAUAUGUUUCGAAGAAAUGUAUGGGAUGAAAUAGAUCUGUGCAGUAUCUGCUUGACAUUUUUGAAAUCACAGUUAUUUAUGCUUUUUGGCAUUAGAGAUUUUGUCAAAUGUAUUGUGGUUUGUAUCUUCUUGGAAUCAAAUAGCAACUUUCUGUUGAGUUGAAUAGUCCAAAUGAAUUGCUUCAUAAUCAUGACUAUCCUU
Molecule: messenger RNA, 1867 nt
Organism: Cryptomeria japonica (Japanese cedar)
Lineage: Eukaryota; Viridiplantae; Streptophyta; Pinopsida; Cupressales; Cupressaceae
Product: histone-lysine N-methyltransferase ATXR6
Exons: 8
Coding region: 459-1565 (368 amino acids)
Molecular function (GO): protein binding
Source: RefSeq, a predicted model, not a curated record